This is a messenger RNA of Theileria annulata, 1611 nucleotides long. RefSeq names its product choline kinase, putative. The transcript has a single exon. Gene Ontology annotation, biological process: phosphatidylethanolamine biosynthetic process; phosphatidylcholine biosynthetic process. The record is from RefSeq and is a predicted model, not a curated record. Gene Ontology annotation, cellular component: cytoplasm. Gene Ontology annotation, molecular function: choline kinase activity; ethanolamine kinase activity. Bases 1 to 1611 code for a protein of 536 amino acids. NCBI's taxonomy places the organism in Eukaryota, Apicomplexa, Aconoidasida, Piroplasmida, Theileriidae.
AUGAGAUUAGAAAUAUUUGAUGAAGAUAUAUAUAAGAAAAUAUUAGUACCAAAUGCAUCAAGAAAUACAUCGUAUAUAGAAAGAAUAGAAGAUUCCUAUGAAUUAAAAUUAUUAUGUAAGAAAUAUGUACCAUUUUGGUCUGAAUUGGAUCUCUCUGAUAUAGAAAUAAAUUUAAUAACAAUAGCAUUGACAAAUAAAGUUUAUAUGGUACGUGUAGUGAAUGGAGAUCCCAAUUCAAUAUGUUUAGAUAAAGUAUUAUUACGUAUAAUUGAUGAAGAUAAAUCAAUAUUAUAUGAUAUUGAACAUCAAAAUGAUGUAUUUAAAUUAUUAAGUGAAUAUGGUUUCUGUCCUAAAAUGAUUAAUAAAUUUCCUGGUGGUCGUAUUGAAAAUUGGAUUGAAGGUUUUGUAUUACAUUCAAAUAAUUUAUUUAAUUUAUCUGUACUAACUUCUAUAGCAACAUUAUUAGCAAAGUUACAUAAAAUUAUUACUAAAGUUGCACCUAAGAAUUGGGAUCGUACACCAUCAUUAAUUUAUAAAACUGAAGAAUGGAUACCCAAAUGUCAUUAUAUUAAUCAAUACUAUAAUCUUAAUAUCAAUUUAUAUGAAAUCGAUCAAUUAUUCUUACAAUAUAAAUCUUUUUUAACAAAAUAUAUUGAGUAUUACACCGUUACGGUGUCUCCCGUUACGGUGCUUGGUCAAACGGCCAGUAAUGGUCCAACCAUGAGUAGUACUAAUAGUACUAAGGAUAUUAGUAGUACUGAGGUUGGUACUGAUAGUAGUAAGGAUAUUGGAGCUGUUGGAGCAAGCACCGUUACGGGGUCAGGUACUACAGACAGUAAUAAAGAAAAUACUAGUACUAAUAACUUAACUACUACUAAGGAUAGUACUGAUACUAAGGUUAAUAGUACUAAUAGUAGUACUAAGGAUAUUGAUACCAUUGGAGCAAGCACCGUAACUGAGGGAAAGGGAGCUAAUUUUACCCUUACGGAGUGUAAUAGGGAAAGGGAGCUAAAUAACACUUUUAGUACCUCGGGAAAGGGAGCUAAUUCUAUGCCUAUGGAGUGUACUAGUGAGAAAAUUUUGAAUGAAAUUGCUGUUGUAACUAAUUCUAGGGAGUCGAGUACUUUUUCUAAUACUGGAGUUAGUACUAGUAAGGAUAGUAAUAGUAAGGGGGAUACUAAGGGAGUUGGUGAGGAAGUUGGUUGCCAUGAUACUGACCCCGUAACGAAUAUAGGAAGAGAAUAUGGUAUGAAAAUAGUAUUUUGUCAUAAUGAUAUGCAUAUAAAGAAUUUUAUAGCAACAUAUGAUGGAUUAACAUUAAUAGAUUUUGAUUAUAGUUCAUUUAAUUAUGUUGGAGCAGAUAUUGGAUAUUUCUUUAUAGAAAGUAAUUUCGAUUAUGAUUGUGAUGAAUAUCCUUUCUUUAAACUUGAUCGUUCAUUAGAACUUUCUUAUGAAUUAAAAACUAUGUUUGCUAGUGUCUAUUUAUCUGAAUCUUUAGGUUUCAAUGUAUUACCUAAUCAUCUUAAUAUUAUUGAUCCUUUUCUUGAAACUAUUGAAUUAUUCUCUAUAGGUACACUCAUCUUCUGGGCUUAUUGGGGAAUUAUUAUGUAA